AUGAAGACCAUCGCAGUUAUUGGGGCGCUGGGCGUUGAUCACAUCAUGAUCGUACCCCGGUUUCCAAAGACAGGAGAGAGCAUUAGAGCAAGUCAUUCCGAGAAAGACUUGAGCGGAAAGGGUGCAAACACAGCGCUCUCGACAUACCGCUCCUGCCACCACAAGGCAUCGCUAGGCAGGGGCGAUGGUGCCAUUCGAGUUAAGAUGAUUGGCAAGGCUAGUAAGGAUCACUACGGAGAGGGGCUUAAGAAGAGGCUACUCGAGAACGAUAUCGAUGUCUCUGGCCUUAAAGAGGUGCCAAGCUUAUCAUCCAGCAAACGCGUCGUCAUGAUCAAUGAAGAAACCCACGAUAGUCGGUGUGUGUUUAGCCCGGGGACAACAGCGGCCUGGAAGAAGGAGGAUUUCAGCUACCCUGAGCAAUUUGGAGGCGAAGAAUGGCCGAACUUGAUCGUAGCGCAGAUGGAAAUCGAUAAGGAGGUCGUUGAGACGAUGAUUGAAACCGCUGGUCACGCUGGUAUCCCAUUCUGCUUGAAUGCCGCGCCAGCGAGCCCGAUCAACCCCGAACUUUAUAGGUUCAUCACGCAUCUCGUGGUCAACGAGUUCGAGGCUGCGAUAAUGUCCGGCCGUAUGCCGGAUAAUGUGACGGAGAGCACCUGGCCAAGUAUUGCCCAGGACUUCCUGAACGUUGGGGUCGAGAACGUGGUUAUCACAUUGGGUGCAAAAGGUGCCUUCUACGCCGAUAAAAAGGUCUCCGGGCACUGUGCUGGAUAUCCCGUCUCCGUCGUGAAUACAACCGGAGCAGGGUAG
Messenger RNA from Colletotrichum tamarilloi, 807 nucleotides. RefSeq lists its product as uncharacterized. The record is from RefSeq and is a predicted model, not a curated record. The coding region runs from base 1 to 807 and encodes 268 amino acids. Gene Ontology annotation, molecular function: kinase activity. Lineage: Eukaryota; Fungi; Ascomycota; Sordariomycetes; Glomerellales; Glomerellaceae. The transcript has a single exon.